UGUCUUUUCCUACUUAUAGCAUCUUAUCACUUCAAACAAAAGUCAGCGCCCUCUUCUCUCCCUCUCUCAGUACACAUUUUCACACCUCAUGGACCUCGAUUGGGAUCUCCACGCCGUUGUCAGAGGCUGCACCACCACUUCCUCCGCCACCACAACCACCACCACCACUACCACCUCCUCCUCUUUCUCUACUUUCCCAGCCGAACAACUUUUGUCCCUUUCAGAUAACCCCUUUGAAGCAAGGACUUCCAUAGAAGAGCUUCACCACCUUUGCAAGCCUUUCUUCCUCAAACCUCACCCUCACUCCUUCCAAACCUCUUCUCCACUCUCUUCCUUUUCUUACUCCUCCUCCACACCCAAAUCACCUCACAAAAAACAUGAACAAAAACACCCUCCGACUCACUCUCAACAUGCCCCCACCCCAAGAUCCAAAAGAAGGAAGAAUCAGGUUAAGAAGGUUUGCGAGGUGGCGGCUGAGAAUCUCUCAUCAGACAUAUGGGCAUGGAGGAAAUAUGGACAGAAACCCAUCAAAGGGUCACCAUAUCCAAGGGGGUAUUACAGAUGUAGCAGCUCAAAGGGGUGCUUAGCUAGGAAACAAGUGGAGAGGAACAGAUCCGACCCAACAAUGUUCAUAGUGACAUACACUGGUGAACACAACCACCCUGUCCCCACUCAUAGAAACUCCCUUGCUGGCUCCACGCGACACAAACCUCAAACCGGAGAAACUGCCACAAAAUCGGUUUCUCCAGCCACCUCAGAGGUGGCAAAAUCAGAGAGCACAGAAGAAGACAUGGAACAUCUGAUGAAAGAUGACAAGGAACCAAAUGAAUUUGGCUUAACAGAAACGGUGGUAACAGAUGAUUUCUUUGAAGGGUUAGAGGAACUAACAGGGUCUGCCACUAAUAGUGCUGCCACUGCCGCUGGUGGUAGCUGACUCAUGCUUUUCAUUGCAUAGAAUAGCAACUUUUUUUUUUGAGUUAGAGAGGAAAUCGUUCGUGCAUUUUAGAGGAACCUUUAACAAGUAAUGCUUUUGUGAAGGGGAAGAAAAGCUCUUCCCAAAAUAUACAGUGUAGAUUAGGCAUUUAUAAAUUUUGUUAGCUACACCUCUGUUAAUGUCAUGAAAUCAAUUCAUUUUUACACUUUUUUUUUUGUGCAUGUAAUUGAUUGAGUUGGUUUGACUUUAAAAUUGGUUGCGAUAAAUUUUCUAGCACUUUUGCAUUGACUUUUGCUGCCGAUGAUGAGUAUUGUGUGACUAUGAUUUAAAGGUCCAUAAUUGUUGGGUAGUUAUUCCAAUUGAGGUUAUGCUCAACCACAAAACUUGUAGUCCCAUUUGGAAUCGAGGGCAAGCACUAAGGGAUCGGCGUUCAAGGAGAGCUAUAAAAAUAUACUAAUGUUCGUUGUGAUUUUUAAUGUAUUAUUAUUAUCUUUUGUAUAUACAAAAUAUUAUUGUUGGGUUAA
Cajanus cajan (pigeon pea) is the source of this 1458-nucleotide messenger RNA. It is a transcript of the gene WRKY22, whose product is annotated as WRKY family transcription factor. Gene Ontology annotation, molecular function: transcription cis-regulatory region binding; DNA-binding transcription factor activity. Gene Ontology annotation, cellular component: nucleus. The record is from RefSeq and is a predicted model, not a curated record. Gene Ontology annotation, biological process: regulation of DNA-templated transcription. NCBI's taxonomy places the organism in Eukaryota, Viridiplantae, Streptophyta, Magnoliopsida, Fabales, Fabaceae.